Molecule: messenger RNA, 1015 nt
Organism: Eutrema salsugineum
Lineage: Eukaryota; Viridiplantae; Streptophyta; Magnoliopsida; Brassicales; Brassicaceae
Product: glutathione S-transferase DHAR2
Exons: 3
Coding region: 213-854 (213 amino acids)
Biological process (GO): protein glutathionylation; ascorbate glutathione cycle; cellular oxidant detoxification
Molecular function (GO): glutathione dehydrogenase (ascorbate) activity
Source: RefSeq, a predicted model, not a curated record
AGGUUCUAGACUCUUGAAACUUUUCACUAGUGACAUUUUUUUUAAUAACACUUCACUAGUGACGUCACAUUUUUUUUCUAAGAAUUAUUAUUAGAUCAGUCAUAAGUUUUGAAAGAUAUAAUUCCAUAUUUGCGUUACAAAUUCACGAACAGAGAAUCUUUUCUUUGAUUAUUUUGAUUCAGUGCGAAACUUUUCUGGAAAUCCGAAGAUCAAUGGCUCUCGAUAUCUGCGUCAAGGUUGCCGUCGGUGCUCCUGAUGUUCUCGGCGACUGCCCGUUCAGCCAACGGGUUCUUCUGACCCUCGAGGAGAAGAAGCUUCCCUACAAGACCCAUCUGAUUAGCGUCUCCGACAAACCCCAAUGGUUCCUAGACAUUAGCCCGGAAGGUAAAGUUCCGGUGGUGAAGCUUGACGGCAAAUGGGUUGCUGAUUCUGACGUCAUCGUCGGACUUCUUGAGGAGAAAUAUCCAGAGCCUUCUCUCAAGACUCCUCCUGAAUUUUCUUCUGUGGGAUCCAAAAUCUUUGGUGCUUUUGUGACUUUCUUGACGAGCAAAGACGCCAACGACGGAUCCGAGAAGGCUCUGGUUGAUGCGUUGGAAGCGCUGGAGAAUCACCUCAAGACACAUCCUGGUCCGUUCGUAGCUGGAGAAAGUGUUACUGCAGUGGAUCUCAGUUUAGCACCAAAGCUUUACCAUCUGAUGGUUGCUCUUGGUCAUUACAAGAACUGGUCUGCCCCUGAGAGCUUGACCAGUGUUCGUAACUACGCCAAGGCUUUGUUCAAUAGAGAGUCGUUCGAGAAAACCAAGGCUAAGAAAGAGUUUGUAGUCGCGGGUUGGGCAUCUAAGGUGAAUAAGUGAUGUGGAUCCAAUGCUUAUGUUGCUUAGAAGUACUAUUAUUAUUCGCCAAAUAAUGAAAUGCGCAAAUACUCGCCUGUUCUUGUUUUUGUGAAUACUUUGGUUAUCUCCUAGCAAUAAUAAAACCAUCUUAGCCUUUUAAGUAAUAUUUAUGUCUUAUUGGA